AUGAACUCUUGUGCUUUGCUCACCUUUGCCAUCUUACUCAUCGCCCGCCCGAUCUCGGCACUCGAAUACUCCGAAGGGACUUACCGCGGAAUAACUAUUGCCAUAGACCCUCAAGUGCCGAGGGAUAACUGCCAAGCUGUCCUCAACAACUUAGAGACGGACAAGAGGAAUAGGGACGAUACGGUUCCCAUAACAGGUCGUGCAGCUCGGAGGCCACCUAUUAGAUCUUCGGACAGAAGGUUCUCAGGGCGUUCAAGUCUCCCCCGGGCGACCACGAUACACUGGAGGCAGUUCGUUUCCUAG
Molecule: messenger RNA, 303 nt
Organism: Nezara viridula (southern green stink bug)
Lineage: Eukaryota; Metazoa; Arthropoda; Insecta; Hemiptera; Pentatomidae
Source: the annotation of a GenBank genome assembly